UUUUCCUAUUCAUAUUUGUACUUAUGGAGAAACCUUUCAGUUCUUUUCUCUUAACAGUACUCUUAUUGCUUCAUUAUGUUAUGGCUAGUUCGGCCACUGCUCAUACCAACAUUACAACUGAUCAAUUAUCUCUUCUGUCUUUAAAAUCCCAAAUUAUUUCGGAUCCCUUUCACUUCUUGGAUGAAAGUUGGUCUCCCAAUAUUUGUGUUUGUCAUUGGGCAGGAGUCACUUGUGGUUCUCGUCACCAACGAGUGAAGUCCUUGAAUCUUUCUAACAUGGCUCUUAAAGGCAGGAUUCCCCAUGAAUUUGGAAACCUCUCAUUUCUUGUUUCUCUUGACUUGAGAAGCAACAAUUUCCAGGGAAAUCUGCCCCAAGAAAUUGCACUCUUGCACAGGCUUAAGUUUCUUGAUUUAAGUUUCAACAGCUUCAUAGGGGAGGUUCCUUCUUGGUUUGGGAAUGCCUCUAGGUUGGAGAUUUUUGAUUUUUCUGGAAAUUUACUUCAAGGAGAUAUUCCAGAUGGAAUUGGCAAUCUUCACAACCUGAAGGUCUUGUCCAUACAAGAUAAUCAACUUACGGGUUCUAUACCUCUCACAAUUUUCAAUAUUUCUAGAAUCGAAUUCAUUGCAUUUACAAAAAAUAGCUUAUCAGGAGAUCUUCCCAAUUGUUUGUGCAAUGGUUUCCCAAAACUCAAAGAGCUUCAUCUGUCUUAUAACAGGAUUCAUGGUCAUAUGCCUACAAGCUUGUCAAAUUGUUCACAACUUCAACUUUUGUCGUUAUCAGUAAAUGAGUUUGAUGGACCAAUAUAUAGUGAAAUUGGUAGAUUGAGUAACUUGCAGAAGUUGUAUCUCGGAUAUAACCAUUUCACAGGGAUAAUUCCACAAGAAAUUGGAAAUCUACUUAAUUUGGUGGAUUUACGCAUGGAGAGUAACAAGAUUACUGGCUCUGUCCCAAUCUCCAUUUUCAAUAUUUCAUCGCUGCAAAUUUUGUUACUGUCGAGGAAUAAUCUCAAGGGUUAUUUACCACGGGAGAUUGGCAACUUAACCAAGACGCAGCUACUACAGCUUAAUGAAAAUAAUCUUAGAGGUGAAAUACCCGAAGAGAUAAGCAAGCUCAUGAUGUUGAAGAUACUUGAUCUUGAAUUUAAUAGUUUUAGUUGUCAACUUGAUAUGGACAUCUUCAACAUAUCAGGGCUUAGAGUAAUUUCUCUUUCAAACAAUAAUCUAUCAGGAAGCCUUUCACCAAACAUGUGUUCUAUCUUACCCAACAUUGAAGGACUUUUUCUGGCCUUUACCAAUCUUGUUGGGACUAUACCUCAUUCUCUCUCCAAUUGUUCAAAACAUACAAUUCUUGAGCUUUCACGCAACAAACUCACUGGCUUGAUUCCCAAAUCACUUGGAUAUUUGACACAUCUACAAAUCCUAAACUUGGUGGGAAACAAUUUACGCAGCGACUCAUCAUUAAGCUUGCUGACUUCCUUAACCAAUAACCGAAAUUUAACAGCUCUUUAUCUAUCUUUAAACCCUCUAAAUGGCAUGCUUCCAUCCUCCAUGGGAAACCUUUCCACUUCUUUCAUAAAACUUUACGCAAAAAAUUCCAAAAUCGAAGGGCCAAUUCCAAAUGAAGUUGGGAACUUAAGCAGCUUAUUAGACCUUGAUCUUUCUGGAAAUAACUUGGUCGGAUUGAUUCCAUCAUCAAUUGGCAACUUGAGAGGCCUUCAGAGGAUCAACUUGAGUAGCAACAAAUUUACAGGAUUUAUUGGAGAUCAUAUAUGUAAAUUGCAGCAUUUGGGUGCUAUUUACUUCAGUCAAAAUCAACUUUCAGGAUCUCUUCCGCAUUGUUUGGGGAAUGUUACUUCUCUUAGGGAGAUACAUCUCAGUUCCAAUAAAUUGAGUUCCAAUAUACCACCAAGAUUAGGGAACCUUCAAGAUCUAGUGGUUCAUGACUUAUCAUCAAACAACAUGGUAGGUUCUUUACCUCAAGAAAUUGGAAAUCUAAAGGCUGUAACAAAGAUGGAUCUGUCGAUGAAUCAAUUUUCAAAUGAAAUUCCUAGAGAAAUUACAGGCUUGCAAACUUUGGCAUAUCUUUCUUUGAGACACAACAAUUUGCAAGGAGCUAUACCUGACUCAAUGAGCAACAUGGUAGGUUUGGAAUUCCUAGACCUUUCUCACAAUAAUAUAUCUGGAAUCAUUCCCAUGUCUUUGGUGAAACUUCAAUACCUCAAGUAUUUCAAUGUUUCAGACAACCAAUUGUACGGUGAAAUACCCUCGGGGGGUCCUUUCAAGAAGCUCUCGAGUCAGUUUUUCAUCUACAAUGAAGCAUUGUGUGGUUCUUCAAGAUUUAAUGUCCCGCCAUGCCCCACUUCCUCGAAGAACAGAUCAAAUAGGGAAAAAAUGCUGGUACUUUUUCUUUUGCUCUCAAUUGCAGUUGUAUUUCCUCCUUUGACCUUUGUGCUCCUAUGGAUAAGGUAUAGAAGAGGUAAAAGUGCUCCUCAGCAAGCUAAUUCAUUGUCUACUGUAGCAAUAGAAAGGAUUUCAUACUAUGAAAUUCUCCGAGCAACUAAUGCGCUUAGUGAGAGUAAUCUGAUUGGUUCCGGAAGUUUUGGCUCAGUUUACCAAGGCGUUCUCAGAAGUGGAACUAUCAUUGCAGUUAAAGUGUUCAACCUGCAACUGGAUGCGGCAUUGAAGAGUUUUGAUUCGGAAUGUGAAGUUUUACGUAGCCUUCGCCACAGGAAUCUCGUAAAGGUCAUUACUAGUUGUUCCAAUCUUGAUUUCAAGGCUUUAGUUCUUGAUUAUAUGCCUAAUGGGAGUCUUGAGAAGCACUUGUAUUCGCACAACUACUUCUUCGACAUCAGGCGGAGGCUAAGCAUAAUGAUGGAUGUGGCAUGUGCUUUGGAGUAUCUUCACCAUGGGUGCUCGUUGCCUGUGAUUCACUGCGACGUGAAGCCUAGUAAUGUCUUGCUGGAUGAAUAUAUGGUUGCACACCUCAGCGACUUUGGCAUUUCAAAACUUCUUGGUGAAGAUCAGGGUGAUUUGUACACUAAAACCUUCGCAACAUUGGGGUAUAUUGCGCCAGAGUAUGGACUGGAUGGACUAGUAUCAACAAAGUGUGACGUCUAUAGUUAUGGGGUCAUGUUGCUGGAAACGUUUACCAGGAGAAAGCCUACUGAGUUUGAGGGAGAUCUUAGCUUGAAGCAAUAGGUGAGUUAUUCACUCCCAGAAUCAGUAAUGGACAUUGUAGACGUCAACUUGGUAACACCAAAGGGUAAUCUCUUACAGAAGGAGCUAGAUGUUGUGGCAUCAAUUAUGAAAGUAGCAUUAGAUUGUUGUGCUGAAUCUCCGGUAAGAAGGACUAACAUGAAAGAUGUUGUAGGGAUGCUGCAGAAGAUCAAUAUUCAACUUCUUUCAUGUUGAGCAUGUUGCUGGAAUCUGUUGUUCCAAAUCACUUGUUUGUUUCAAUUUUUUUCUAAGUUGUUGCUGUAGCAUUGGGAUUGCUGUUUUGUUUUAACACUUGGUUUGUGCAUGAUUCUGGUUUUAGAAAUGGUAGAUGGUUGCUAUGAAUCUCACUAAACUGAAGCGGAAUGAAUUUGUUUUAAAUUGUUAGAGGAA
Messenger RNA from Capsicum annuum, 3605 nucleotides. RefSeq names its product LRR receptor-like serine/threonine-protein kinase EFR. The coding region runs from base 24 to 3197 and encodes 1057 amino acids. The record is from RefSeq and is a predicted model, not a curated record. The transcript has 4 exons. NCBI's taxonomy places the organism in Eukaryota, Viridiplantae, Streptophyta, Magnoliopsida, Solanales, Solanaceae. Gene Ontology annotation, molecular function: ATP binding; receptor serine/threonine kinase binding; protein kinase activity. Gene Ontology annotation, biological process: protein phosphorylation.